This is a messenger RNA of Chara braunii, 1185 nucleotides long. The record is from the annotation of a GenBank genome assembly. NCBI's taxonomy places the organism in Eukaryota, Viridiplantae, Streptophyta, Charophyceae, Charales, Characeae.
CUAGGUGGAGAGAGAGAGAGAGAGAGAGAGUCGGUGUUGUGCAUGCAUACACACCGACAGCCACACCCACAGCCACACCCACUUAGACUUGUAUUACCAAGGGGGGAACCUGUCUGGUGGAGAGAGGACAACAAUGGAGAGAGAAAGAGGGGAAAUAAUGAUGGGAGAAAGAAGUAGCGAGGGCAUUGGAGGGCAAGGUGCAGGGGAACCCGUAGCCAUCAGGUAUGAUUGCAGUGCUCCCAAUCAUCACUAUGAUGGUGAUGGUGAUCGUCAUGGUGGUGAAUAUAGCAUGAGUGAGGCUGCUGCUGCGAUCGAUGAUGGCAGAGGAGUAGUUGAUUGGUCGAGUCUGAAUGACCACCUGCUUAUGCAGAUCUUCGGCUUGCUUACCACCGUAGAUCGGUGUCGUUUGUGCUGUGUGUGCAAGACCUGGCGCCAUGUGGCGAUGGAUCCCAGUUUUUGGUGCAUGGAAGGCAAUUUGUAUUCUCUUUCUGUGAGCAAGCCGCAUGCGACUGAGCAAGCCGUCAAGGCUGUUGUGCUGCGGAGCAGAGGCACGCUAGUCAAUCUCUUUUUCCAAUCCUGCAAACGGUCAUUACUUGAGUUCAUUGGGCGCAACUGCCCAAUGCUGGAAGGGUUCAUAGUUGGGGAUGUGAAGUUUUUUACCUUGCACGGAGGGGAAAGGGAGUGGAUGCCUGCUGUAAGUGCUUUCGUGCAUGGAUGCGGCGAUCGACUGCGAUCGCUGAAGAUCUUGUUCCAGGUGACCGAAAUUCAUGUUAAGGUGCCGAGACGACGUGGAGAAAUCUCGGAGGUUGUGAAAGCGCUCGUAACGGGCCUCCCGAAACUGGUUUGCUUGGUGCUACAUAUAACUGGGGCUGACCGUCUGACAGAUAGGGAUGUGAGAGUCAUUACACAGAAUCUGCCUCGGUUGGAAGUUUUGAAAUUGACUGGUGCUCGUAUCACGAAUGCUAGCCUGGAUCUCAUUGGGACAAGGCUGGACAACUUGCGGUCAUUACAUGUGGAUAGCUGCAGUAAGUUGACGCGAGAGGCUGUAGAUUCUCUUCGGUCUAAUUGGGAAAACCUCCAAGUGUCCGCAAACGGCAUAUUCCGGUAGUAGCAGCUGGCUGCGUAGCACGGCGAACGUGUUCGCGCCCCUUCACGUUCACAUGAACAGCUCGCGAACAUGUUCCG